UCUCACCAUCUCUGCCCCUCCCGACGAUCUUCUUCUUUGCUUUCUCCGUUUCAUCAUACUUCUCUCUCUCUCUCUCUUUUAACUCCGUUUAUAUUUUCCGUCUAAAGUUUACAAAGGAAGACGAAUGUCAGGUUUUGACGGCGUUGAAAAUCAAAUGAACGGUCCAGAUUCAUCUCCUCGUCUCUCUCAAGAUCCUCGUGAGCCGCCUUGCUCAUUAUCAUCUCCUUGUUUCCCAAUCACCCUCAAGUUCGUCGAUGUGUGUUACCGAGUCAAGGUCCCUGGCAUGAGUAAUGAUUCUUGUAGUUUCAAGAAUUUCUUAGGACCAAAACACCAACCCUCUGAUGAGACAAGAUCGACGGAGGAGAGGACGAUACUUAGUGGAGUCACGGGGAUGAUAUCACCCGGGGAGUUUAUGGCCGUUCUUGGACCAUCGGGGAGUGGCAAAUCGACGUUGCUAAACGCUGUCGCGGGGAGGCUCCAUGGCUCAAACCUCACCGGAAAAAUACUCAUCAACGACGGUAAAAUAACGAAACAAACAUUAAAACGCACCGGAUUUGUAGCGCAAGACGAUCUCCUCUACCCUCACUUAACUGUACGUGAAACCUUAGUUUUCGUCGCCUUGCUUCGUCUCCCUCAGAGUUUAACCAGAGACGAUAAGAUCAGAGCCGCUGAGUCGGUUAUAUCUGAGCUUGGUCUAACGAAAUGUGAGAACACUGUCGUUGGAAACACUUUUAUUAGAGGGAUCUCUGGUGGAGAGAGGAAACGAGUGAGUAUAGCUCAUGAACUGCUUAUAAACCCGAGUCUCUUGGUUCUUGAUGAGCCUACCUCGGGUCUUGAUGCUACUGCGGCUCUAAGGCUUGUUCAAACCCUUGGUGGUUUGGCUCAUGGGAAAGGGAAGACGGUGGUUACGUCGAUUCAUCAGCCUUCGAGCCGUGUGUUUCAGAUGUUUGAUACUGUGCUUCUUUUGAGUGAAGGGAAGUGUUUGUUCGUCGGAAAAGGAAGAGACGCCAUGGCUUACUUCGAGUCCGUCGGAUUCUUGCCGGCGUUUCCUAUGAACCCGGCUGAUUUCUUACUCGAUCUUGCUAACGGAGUUUGUCAAACUGACGGUGUAACGGAACGGGAAAGGCCAAACGUGAGACAAACGCUGGCCACGGCUUAUGACACAUUGCUAGCCCCACAAGUCAAAACUUGCAUCGAAGCAUCACAUCCUCCUCUAGAGAACUCACGUUUUGUGAAAACGCGAGUAAACGCGGGUGGAAUAACGGCUGGUAUCACAACUUGGUUUAGCCAACUCUGCAUUCUCCUCCAUAGACUUUUAAAAGAACGGCGUCACGAAUCCUUCGAUGUACUUCGUGUUUUCCAAGUCGUCGCGGCUUCUGUUCUUUGUGGCCUGAUGUGGUGGCACUCUGAUUAUCGAGAUUUACAUGACCGACUAGGCCUACUCUUCUUCAUAUCCAUCUUCUGGGGUGUACUUCCAUCUUUUAACGCGGUCUUCACGUUUCCUCAAGAACAUGCUAUUUUCACUCGAGAACGCGCGUCUGGUAUGUACACACUCUCUUCUUACUUCAUGGCCCAUGUCCUCGGAUCGCUCUCCAUGGAGCUCGUUCUUCCAGCAGCGUUCUUGACAUUAACUUACUGGAUGGUCGGUCUACGCCCCGGGGCUGUCCCGUUCCUCCUCACCCUCUCCGUGCUCUUACUAUACGUUUUAGCGUCACAAGGACUCGGACUUGCCCUUGGUGCAGCGAUCAUGGACGCUAAAAAGGCUUCUACUAUCGUGACCGUGACAAUGCUAGCGUUUGUCUUAACUGGUGGUUACUACGUCAACAAAGUUCCAACCGGGAUGGUUUGGAUGAAGUACGUUUCAACGACGUUUUAUUGUUACCGUCUUUUAGUGGCGAUCCAGUACGGAAGUGCGGAAGAGAUACUGCGGAUGUUCGGAUGCGACUCGAAGGGAAAGCAAGGAGCGUCUGCGGCGACAACGGCUGGAUGCAGGUUCGUGGAGGAGGAAGUGGUCGGAGAUAUUGGUCUAUGGACGAGCGUUGGCGUUUUGUUUCUGAUGUUUGUUGGGUACAGAGUAUUGGCGUAUCUAGCUUUGAGGCGUAUUAAAAUUUAAACAUUAAACAAAAAUGAGAGAGGGGAGAUAAAUUAAAUAAAUAAAUGAGUGGGUAAAAUUUAAUUUUUAUUAGGCUUUAAUUCUGAAUAUUAUAAGCUGUUGCUAGUUGUAAUUUUGCGAUUUGGCAACGGGGUUAGGGGGUUUAAUUUGUUCGAAUGCUUCAGUUUUUAACAUGUGAAAAUGAAAAUGACAAAGUAUUUUUA
Messenger RNA from Camelina sativa (false flax), 2316 nucleotides. Its product is annotated as ABC transporter G family member 25. Gene Ontology annotation, cellular component: plasma membrane. NCBI's taxonomy places the organism in Eukaryota, Viridiplantae, Streptophyta, Magnoliopsida, Brassicales, Brassicaceae. The record is from RefSeq and is a predicted model, not a curated record. Gene Ontology annotation, biological process: transmembrane transport. Gene Ontology annotation, molecular function: ABC-type transporter activity; ATP binding; ATP hydrolysis activity.